CAAUUUCCUUUCGAUUAGACGAGGCCGUGAUUCUUCGAAGCGGUAUCGAGACCCAUCGGGCGAUCAGCGAGGUGUUUAGUCAAGUGUAAGUCGCGUCAUAACUUACCGUUUCUAUCAGUCCAUUGAGUUCGAGAUCCAUUGAGUGUCUCCCUCGGCGCGGCAGUGCCGGGCCCCGCGCCGCCGCCGCCGCACGCCGCCGCACGCCGCGACGGAAUGCGAAAUCGCGCGAACUCGCGAGACAACAUACUUUACGGAACUUUCAUGGGGAUUUCAGACUCGCUUUGUGAUGUUUUGAGUACUAACAAAGUGUUUGUAGGCCUUGAUCAGCCAGUGCACACUGUAAGUGUUGGUAUGAAUGUCAAAUAAAGUGGUAGGUUGUGAAGUUAAUAAGUGAAACUUUAAAAGUUUAUAACUAUGGCGUUCUUUCUCAAGUUUGCGUUGCUGUUGUUCAACUUAUCGUGUACAAUAAGUGUUUUGUUUAAUAAUGAGACGGCUGACGAUAAAAAGUUAAGUUUUAGAAACAAACAGUUUAUGUUAUAUGACGACGUGAGAUGGGUGUAUGGUGGAAACUUUACAGACGCAGAAAUUAUGUUAAGUAUCAAUAAUGUCAUUCAAAAUAAUGUAAGUAGGCUUAUGCAUAAUAGCAAUAUAGAUUAUUUAAAAUAUAAUAAUGUAGAAUAUAACAAAAGGAAUCUCUUCAGAUACAAAAGAGAGCCGCACUCUUUAAUCUCAACAUUUGAUAUCUCAAAUAUGUUUAAGAAAAAGAAAUUCAAAGUCAAAGAAAAGGCAAAGGAAAUUGAAAUGCAACCCAGUCUUUCGUCGCUCAGAGCAGAUCGAAUAUUUCACAUCCCAGAAGCAACCAGCACGGUACCAGAUAUAACACAGAUUAAUACAAUACAUGAGGAGAUUCCUACGACUACUGCUGCGAUGACAACCACUGUUAAUGUUGCACCUAGAACUGAAUCUCAAACAAAAUUACUUCCCACCGCAAAAAAUAUAGCAAAGAAAAUAAAACUGAAAGCAAUCAAAGCAACUACUUCAGAUAAUCUAGAUUCCAAUAGCAAUACCAACAGUAAAUCUCCAAAAAGCAAAAUCACCGAUACAGCAACAGAGAAACCGAAAACACAAAACAAAAAACCCACCAACACUUCACUAACAACAACACCAAACCAAAGUGCAGCUAAUAACACGACAGCUUCAGCUAAACCUAGAAGAGCGAAGCAAAAAGGCAAAGUUCGCAAGCCGAAAAGUACAGUCACCACUCCGGUGACAAAAACACCGCAAGUGGUGACAAAUAGUACAGUGGUGACUCCGGUGGUGAGGAGGGAGCCGCGCGUGGUGACGAAGAAGAAGACAGCGGUGAACGAGACGGCGUGGCCAGUGAAGCACGCCGCAGUCGUGCCGGGAGACAUCGUACUGGGAGGACUGUUUAUGGUGCACAGCCGCUCCGAGGGCGCGACCUGCGGGCCGGUGAUGGCGCAGGGCGGCGUGCAGGCGCUCGAGGCGCUCCUGUUCGCGCUGGACGCCGCCGCCGCCGUGGCCCCGCCCGGCGUCACCAUCGGAGCCCACGUGCUGGAUGACUGCGAUAACGACACGUAUGGGCUGGAGAUGGCGCUGGAUUUUAUUAAAGGUUCGAUCAGCAACAUCGACGACGCGGAGUUCGCGUGCAACGCGAGCGCGGUGCGCAAGGUGAUCUCCGGCGUGGUGGGCGCCGCGUCCUCCGUCACCUCCGUGCAGGUCGCCAACCUGCUGCGCCUCUUCAAGAUCCCGCAGGUGUCGUUCUUCUCCACGUCCCCGGAGCUGUCGAACAAGGCUCGCUUCGAGUACUUCACGCGCACCAUCCCCUCCGACCUGCACCAGGUGCGCGCCAUGGUCGAGAUCGUGAAGCAGUUCAACUGGACCUACGUCUCCAUCAUCUAUGAGGAGUCCAACUAUGGGAUCAAGGCUUUCGAGGAGUUGGAGACGCUGCUGGCGCGCAGCGGCGUGUGCAUCGCGGUGAAGGAGCGCCUGGUGAAGGACUCCGGCGAGGCGGAUGACUCCGCGUACGAUGCCAUUGUGGCGCACCUGCUCACCAGGCCUAGGGCUAGAGGAGUGAUCGUCUUCGGCUCGGACCAAGAGGUCGCGGGCGUGAUGGCGGCGGCGACGCGCGCGCGCGCCGGGCGCUGGUUCCGCUGGGUGGGCUCCGACGGCUGGUCAGCGCGAGCCCUGGUCUCCGCCGGCAACGAGGAGGCGGUGGAGGGCACCGUCAGCGUGCAGCCCCAGGCCAACGAGGUGCGCGGGUUCAAGGAGUACUUCCUGGGGCUGACCGUGGAGAACAAUGUGAGGAAUCCGUGGUUUGUUGAGUUCUGGGAGGACCACUUCCGUUGCCGGCACCCGCGCGGCGCGCGCACGCCGUACAACGCGCACUAUUCGCGCGUGUGUGGCGGCGGCGAGCGGCUGUCAGCUGAGAACACGGAGUUCGAGGCGCAGCUGCAGUUCGUGGUCGACGCUGUGAUGGCCUUCGCUUAUGCUAUACGGGACAUGCACCAGGACCUGUGCGGCGGGCGGCCGGGGCUGUGCCCGGAGAUGCGCCCCGCCAGCGGAGCCACGCUGCUGCGCUACCUCCGACAAGUACACUUCACAGGUCUGACGGGCGACGAGUUCCACUUCGACAGUAACGGCGACGGGCCGGCGCGGUACAACAUCCUGCACUUCAAGCAGGUGUCGCGCGGCGUGUUCCGCUGGCUGCGCGUCGGCCGCUACCUCGACGGGGAGCUGCAGCUCGAUAUGGAUCAGAUCCAGUUCAAGUGGGGCGAGAUGCAGCCGCCGGAGUCGGUGUGCAGCGCGGAGUGCGAGCUGGGGCAGGCCAAGCAGUACGUGGAGGGGGAGAGCUGCUGCUGGCACUGCUUCAACUGCACGCAGUACGAGAUCCGGCACCCAGACAUCGAGACAGCGUGCAUCGAGUGCCCGCGCGGCACGCUGCCGGCCGCGUCCCGCACCGUGUGCGCCGCCGUGCCCGAGGUCUACCUGCGGCCUGACUCCGCCUGGGCUAUUGGUGCUAUGACCUUCUCGUCUCUGGGGCUUCUGUUGACACUGUUCGUGGUGUGCGUGUGGGCGGCGCGCGGGGACACGCCGGUGGUGCGCGCGAGCGGGAGGGAGCUAUCCUUCGUCCUGCUCCUCGGCAUCGUCAUGUGCUACCUCGUCACCUUCGCGCUCGUGUUCCGGCCGACUGAUGUGUUGUGCUCGCUGCAGAGGUUCGGCACAGGCUUCUGCUUCACAGUAGUCUACGCGGCACUCCUCACCAAGACCAACCGCAUCGCUCGUAUCUUCGCGGCGAGCAAGCACUCCGCCCGGCGCCCCUCGCUCAUCUCGCCCAAGUCACAGCUCCUCAUCUGCACCGUACUAGUCUCCAUACAGGUGGUGAUAGUGGUGGUCUGGCAGAUCGUCUCCCCCGCCCGGGCCAUCCACCACUACCCGACCAGAGAGGACAACAUGCUGGUCUGUGACUCCUACGUGGACGCCAGCUACACCAUCGCCUUCUUCUACCCCAUCGUGCUCAUUGUUGUCUGUACUGUGUAUGCUGUGCUGACUAGGAAGAUCCCUGAGGCGUUUAAUGAGAGCAAACAUAUCGGGUUCACGAUGUACACGACGUGCGUGAUCUGGCUGGCGUUCGUGCCGCUGUACUUCGGCACCGCGUCGCACGUCCCGCUGCGCGUCACCAGCAUGGCCGUCACCAUCUCCCUCUCCGCCUCCGUCACUCUCGUGUGCCUCUUCUCCCCCAAGCUGUACAUAAUCCUGGUGCGUCCGGAGCGCAACGUGCGCGGCACCCUCCGAGCUGGGGGCUCCCGGGGCUGGCGCGCGGCGGCGGCGGGCGGGGCGGUGUGUGCCGCGCUCGUGGGCACCGCGCCGCUGCCCCGGCACGACCCCACGCCUUCGACUGACAGAUCCACGCUGUUUGAUAAUGAAAAAGUGUUAUCGGACAAGUGCAGUCAGACCGAUGACAUCAAGCCGGAGGCGCCGCGGCCCACCAAUGGCAAGGCUCACAUCCCUGCCGAAGCCCUGGCGCUGGACGCCGGCAAGCUGGCGCCCGCUGGUCUCCCGGCCUUCGAGCGCAAGCCGCGACGGCUGCUGAACGGGCCUCCGGGCAUCAUCGUACUGGGAGAGGAGAUACCCUUAUAGCCGGAGCGCCGCCGCCCGGUUGUCGUGUAAAUACUGGUGAAGAUGGUACUUUAGAUAUAGGUAGCUACGGGAAUUACGUUUUAAGUUUGUAGUGAUUGUUAGAUAAAUAUAGAUAAGUACCUACCUACUUUGUUGCAAGAUAAAUUUAUGAGGACUGUUAAUAUGAUAAUACUUUGAAUGUAGAAACUUGUUUAAGGGUCUCUGCACGCCUAAAUCUUGUACGUUCAGAUAUGCGAAACCAAAUAGGUAAACGUGUGGUCUUGUCGGAUGGGCUUGGUCUGUCCACACCCUAAUACCUACCUUAUUAUGUUAUGCUGUUGAUUAUUGAAUAAAUUUUGUCAGUCAUGUUAUUUGCAAUCUAGAUAAUUAUAAUGGAUAGAAGUGAAUUGUGAUAAUUAUAAGAUCAAAUGUACAUAAAGAUAGGUUGUACAGUCUGUGACAAAGAAACCUGACCCCUUCAGGUAGCUUUUAUCACUAGGGGUCAGGGUACCUGAAUUGAGAUAAGAUACAUAAUUAAGUUGUCGAAAUAUUAUUAGAGGUAGUAUUUAGGAUGAAACGUUUACAAAUUACUUACACUACCAAAACUUGUGCCAAUUUCUUUUGUAAGUAAUUUAUUGACCACAACUACGAAAGUUUGGAUUUGUUAUACAUUAGAUACACGUACUUACUUACCUAUUUCUUCGUUUGUAUCUCUUUAUUUGUUAUUGUUGUUAGUUAUUUGUAAAUAAUGCUCAACGUGAUUUGUAGUUAUUUUAAAUAAAUAAUCAUUCAAUACAGAUAUCUAAGCUAAAAGAAUUUAAGUAAA
This is a messenger RNA of Plutella xylostella (diamondback moth), 4963 nucleotides long. RefSeq names its product metabotropic glutamate receptor 2. The record is from RefSeq and is a predicted model, not a curated record. Gene Ontology annotation, cellular component: membrane. Lineage: Eukaryota; Metazoa; Arthropoda; Insecta; Lepidoptera; Plutellidae. Gene Ontology annotation, biological process: G protein-coupled receptor signaling pathway. Gene Ontology annotation, molecular function: G protein-coupled receptor activity.